GCCGUGCGGGGUCAGACGUGCUCCGCCUUCGUUGUGAGGGGCUGCUGUAAUGGAGGGGGUCACGGUCGGACAGGUAUUUGAUGCCGAAUGCAUCCUCAGCAAACGGCCGCGGAAGGGGAAGUUCGAGUAUCUGGUGAAGUGGAGGGGCUGGUCGUCCAAGCACAACAGCUGGGAGCCCGAGGAGAACAUUCUGGACCCCAGACUUCUGGCAGCGUUCCACAAAAGAGAACAAGAGCGAGAGCUGCUGUUCCAGAAAAAAGGAAAACGGCCAAGAGGUCGACCUCGAAAGAUUCUGCAGCCGGCUCCAGCCGCCACCAAGGACAGCCGCUCUUCAUCCUCCUCCUCCUCCGGACUCUCUUCAUCAGCCUCCUCAUCUUCCUCCGAGGAUGAAGAUCCCACGAAGAAGCCGAAGCCGGGUCCGCGGCUGCACCCGGUCCCCCAGAAGAGGCCUCAGAUCAUGUUGGCCAAACCCGACCCACCUCGUAAGAAGAAGCGAGGCAGGAAGCCGCUGCAUCCAGACCUGAGGGCUCUGAGGCAGGCCAAGCCCCGCCCCCCUGCCCCGCUGCCGCCGCCGGUCGCUCCUCGCCACCACCAGGCGGUCCGGAGAGACGACCCGCGACCCGGCGUCAAGAAGCCGUUGCAGCCGGCCAGCUUCACCUACACCGGCCUCGGCAGGAGCUCCAGAGACGACGGCUCCCAGACCUCCAGCUCCUUCUCCCAGACGUCGACCUCCAAGCCGGGAUCCCUCAGCUGCAUCUGGACCAAUCGCUCGCUGUCAUCCUCGUCCUCCAGCUCCGCCCACAAGUCCAGUCCUUCACCACAAAGUAAGAACUCUCUGUCGGACCUGAAGCGGUCCAUCUCAGAAACAUCUCGAGACGGGUUCAAAGUGUCUCUGAAACAGGGCGGCGGUUCGCUGGGUCUCCACGGUGGCUUCGGUCCGACGGCUCAUCGCUCGCCACUGAGUCAGAGGCGGCAAGACGGCGGUCCGACCGGACCGGUUCCACACAAGCAGCAGAACUCCAGUCUGUCCAAACCCUCGUCUUCGGCCUCGCCGACGCCUCGAGACCGAGCCAACCAGGCGCUGAGCCUCCGAGCCCUCAACCUGCAGAGUGUCAAGCCGCCAGCCGGAAGCCUCCAGAGCAACACCAGCGGCGCCAUGGCCGCCGUGGCGAGGUCCAGUUUACGGAGUGGUGGCAUCGUGGUGAAAGGAGGUGUCGGGAAGGAGGUGCGAAUGUCAGGAGGGCAGCGCUCCGGUCUGACAGCAGGUGGCACCACAGAGCAGAACCGGGUGAAGGAGAAGCUGGCGGGUGGUGGCUCUGGUCGAGGCGGUGGCCGGCAGGACAAACAUGGGCUCAGUUCUCAGAACCGCAGCCUGAACGAGCUCAGCACCGGAGACUCAGACGACAGCAGCAGCAGCGAGUCGGAGCAGGAUGCCGCCAUGUUCCCCGGCAACAGCAGGCCCAGCCUCGGCAACAACACCACCGAGUCAGACACGGAGACGGACUGGCGACCAGCCCGGAGCCUCCUGGAGCACGUCUUCGUCACCGACGUCACCGCCAACUUCAUCACGGUGACGGUGAAGGAAUCACCGACCAGCGUUGGGUUCUUCAACUCCAGGAAUCACUGAAGGCGCCUCAACACUCCUCCACAACCGCUCAGGGUUCCUACACCAACAGUCAUUCUUAGCUCCGCCCACCGUGGCACUGCCCAGCAGACGGUUCUUUGGUUCCAAUAAUCUACAGCAGAGAUCAGACCCAAGACUUUGGUCGAGUAUUUGUUGAAGCAGCGUAGGAACCCUGAAGUUUAGACGCUGUUUACACCUGAUGAGUUCAGUCUGCACAGGAAACAGGAAGUUAAAAAGAUCAAUAGGAAACAGGAAAUAAAGAUCAACAGGAAACAGGAAAUAAAGAUCAACAGGAAACCAGAGGGAUUUGGUUUGAUUUCAAAUCUCAUAUCGAAGCUCAUCCAGUUUAGAUUUUCUCUAAAUUUAUAAAAGUCAGAAGCCGUAAUAUGACAUUUUCUAGUAGCAGCAAAGAAUGUUGACCAGUUAAUCUACAUUUAAAAUAUGUAACUGUUAGCUGCCGUCCAAAAAUUAACCUUCAUCAAACCAAACUCUAUUAGAAAAAAUUCUAAUUUAAAUACAGUCAGAUGAAUGAAUCCUGGAUUUUAGCUCUGAUUUGGUCGCCUCCAGCAGAUUUUUACUUCUGAAUUCUAACUACUUUGGUAGUCAAUUAUUCCAUCCAUCCAUCCAUUAUCUAUACACCGCUUAAUCCUCACUAGGGUCAUGGGGGGGCUGGAGUCUAUCCCAGCUGACUCAGGUGAAGGCAGGGGACACCCUAGACAGGUCACCAGUCUGUCACAGGGCUACAUAUAUAGACAAACAAUCGCUCUCACAUUCACACCUACGGGCAAUUUAGAAUGAUCAAUUAACCUCAGCAUAUUUUUGGACUUGGGAGGAAGCCGGAGUACCCGGAGAAAACCCACGCAUGCACAGGGAGAACAUGCAAACUCCAUGCAGAAAGAUCCCGGGAAAGCCGGGACACGAACCAGGGAUCUUCUCACUGCAAGGUGAAAGUGCUAACCACUACUCCACUGUGCAGCCCCCUAGUCAAUUAUUCGAUUUGAGUAAUUUUUACAUAAGAAAUAGUCUAAAUUCUGUGAUUUCAGCUUCUUAAAUGUGAAUGUUUUCUGGUUUCUUUCUUCUGUGACAGUAAACUGGAGAUCUUUGGAUCUUUAAGACAUUUGAGGAAACUGAUCCACAUUUUUCACCAUUUUAAGACACUUUAGAGACCAGAAAACCAACUGUUCAAUCAAUAUUUAAAAUAAUCUGUAGUUUCAGCCAUUUAAUAAAUCUUCAUCAAAUCAAACUCCAUUCAAAAAAGUUCCAAUUUAAAGCCAGACAGAGAAUCAGUCCUGAUUUUUAGCUCAGGAUGAGUUCUGUCAGAUCGGUUGUUAUGAGAUGCUCAGUUGUAGGUUUUUGAAGUUAAACAAAUGAAGACUCUUCUCUAGAGUCUUCAUUUGUUUCGUGUCACAUCAGAUUUCAAAACUACAUUUAUCAAUAAAUCAAAGUCUUAAAUAGGACAAAAUGAAAGUGAAAGUCUCAACAAUCAGCUGGAGGCAACAAAUCAGAGCUAAAACUCAGGAUUCAUUCAUCUGACUGGAUUUAAGUUAGAACUUUAUCCAGUGGAGUUUGGUUUGAUGAAGGUUCAUUUUAGAGCUGAAACUAACAACUACAUAUUUUAAAUGUUGAUUUAUCUGUUGAUUUUGUUCAAUUUUGUCACAAAUACAAGAAAAUGUGGCAUUAUGGGAUCUCUGAAAUUGGUGAGCUUUGAUCCAGGAUUUGAAAAUAUUUAAAACUAUUAUUAUUAAAACAUUUUUAAAAUAGAACUACAAAAACCUUCACAUGUAAACUGAACUGACAGAAAUUCAUCCUGAUUCUAAAACAUGCUGGAGGCGACCAAAUCAGAGCUAAAAAUCAGGAUUCAUCCAUCUGACUGGAUUUAAAUGGGAGCUUUUUCUAAUGGACUUUGGUUUGAUGAAGGUUGGUUCCACACCUGCGGCUACGAACAGUUUGAAAUGAUUGUAAAUCCGUUUCCAGCCUCUUCUGUGGUGUUUUUGUGAUUCCUGUUGGUAAAUCUCGGACUGAGCUGCGUUCUCAGGCGUCUGAAUGCCGUCUAGACCUCCAGAUGGAUGUAUGUUCCACCUCUCCAGUGCCUCAGGUUUCCUCUCAGCAGGACUUCCAGACUAUCAGACCCACUGCCACCACCUGGCCGUCCUGCUCUUCAGCUCCAGCAGGAUGUUUGCGCUCGUCGGACCUGUAAUCAGACUGAAUAUGUGGCUUUAACCAGGGCAGCAUGUUUCCAGUAUUCAGCGUGUCUGUGAUCGGUAGCUUCAUCGUCCCAUCGGGGUUCUUUGUAAUCGUCGUUCCUUUGGACCAAAGGUGUUACGAAUGUCUUGUUUCUAAUCGUAUUAUUGACAGUAUUUCUUGCACUACGCACAGUCCAGAUGUAAGCUGAGACGUCCAUUAUCACCAUAUAUAGCAGUUUUGUACCAUUUGAAUACAUUCUCGUGUCUUUGGAGUUAAUAUGUGUUAAUUUAUAUUUGUAAAUAAGCUUUUUCAUGUGAUUCUAUCUGGUGCUCAUGUUGGCCGACCAGCUUCAGAUCCUGUAGCCCGUGUGCCUCUCCAAUAAACCACGAAGUUCAGAAAGUCUUUGAA
Messenger RNA from Amphiprion ocellaris (clown anemonefish), 4216 nucleotides. RefSeq names its product chromobox protein homolog 2-like. The record is from RefSeq and is a predicted model, not a curated record. Gene Ontology annotation, cellular component: PRC1 complex; heterochromatin. The transcript is spliced from 5 exons. The coding region runs from base 50 to 1627 and encodes 525 amino acids. Lineage: Eukaryota; Metazoa; Chordata; Actinopteri; Pomacentridae. Gene Ontology annotation, biological process: negative regulation of transcription by RNA polymerase II.